Messenger RNA from Pocillopora damicornis (cauliflower coral), 2328 nucleotides. RefSeq names its product melatonin receptor type 1B-B-like. NCBI's taxonomy places the organism in Eukaryota, Metazoa, Cnidaria, Anthozoa, Scleractinia, Pocilloporidae. Gene Ontology annotation, cellular component: membrane. Gene Ontology annotation, biological process: G protein-coupled receptor signaling pathway. The record is from RefSeq and is a predicted model, not a curated record. Gene Ontology annotation, molecular function: G protein-coupled receptor activity.
AGCCGAACAAACGUGAAGUGAUUUACAUAGGCGAAAAGGGUUACAAAAGCGUGGUGGGUAACGCGCCGCAAGAUUUCUGUUUUAAGUAAUUUAGCUCUUAUUUUCGUCAGUAAAUGCUAGGUUAGGGUGAGCCUGAAAGUAGUUUGUGUCCCAUAGUCUUCCGUUUAGCCACACUCUCUGUUAAAGGUAAUUUCCAUCUUGUUUCAGUAGAUGACGAUGACGCUCAAAGGAAUCGAGACUUUGGCCAAAGAACUCCAAAACCGAGACAUGAAGGUCGUGAUAUGUGAAACGUUUUUCUACCUGCUGAUUAUUUCGAUGGCAAUCGCUGGAAACUCCUGUGUUCUUUUGGCGGUGUAUAGAAACUCAAGACUGCGGACAGUUCCAAACUACUACAUUGUGUCGCUGGCGAUCUCUGAUAUUCUUUUGCCCUUGUUGUGUGCUCCGUAUUCUGUAACUGUGGUCAUCGUUGGUCACUGGCCAUUUAACGACAGUGUUUGCCAAAGUCAGGGAUUUUUUGUCAUAAUUUUGGCUUGCGCCUCUUUGCUGAUCUUAACACUGACCGCGAUCAAUCGAUUUUUCCGAAUGGUGGUAACGAAACAUUACCGACAAAUUUUUACGAAAUGGAAAACCAUAAUUAUGAUAGUACUCGGAGUCGGCUUAGCUUGCUUGGAACCAUUACCUUAUUUACUCACGGGUCGACAUUAUGUCUUUCAUCCUGGAAAGUUGUUUUGCUUUCAAACAGCUGAAAUUUCCCUUCCAAAUUUUAUUGUGUAUUUCUACGUUGGUCUGCCUACUUCUGCUUUAAGUAUUUGCUAUGCACUCGUCUUCAGGAAAAUGCGCAUUCACCAAAGAACAGUUCAUAAUCUACGUUCCUCUUCCUUGGCUGCGGAUAACAUUUCUCAAGCUGAUGUCAGAGUUACAAAGAUUCUAUUCAUCACGGUGAUAGGAUUUUUGGCCUGUUGGACGCCGAUUGCCGUCAUAGAUUUUGUGGACACGUUCCGAGGUGAAGUUUCUCUUCCGAGACAAGUCUAUGUUUUCUAUCUAAUUCUGGGAAAUCUUUCAGGCGCUAUUAAUCCUUUUAUCUACGGUUUCUUGAACAGGAAUUUCAGACAAGAAUAUAGAAAGAUUUUUUCGUUAAGGAAAAGAAGCUCAAGACUGCAUCAUUUGCAAAUGGACUUACCAUCAUUUUCGACUCGACACCCUCAAAUUUAGAACUCAAUACCAAUAUUAUUAGUAAGAUUCUUCUUUGGUAAUUCCGGUCAAUGGACAACAUAUAUGGUUUUAUUUUGGAUUUUUUUCGUUUUCCGUAGAAAUGGUGGCUAGGAAAUCAAUGUUAAAGUAUAUGGAAGCACUAAGCUGUACAAAUUUACAUAUAUUUUGAUUUUACGAGAUGUCAUUAAGUCCAUCCAGGACAUCUACAUAAACUGAACGAAACAAAUUAUUUCAUCACUUUUGUAGCGCAUUUUUCGUUUUUUAAAAUUCUCUGGUACUUUAGAAAUUUUCGGCGUAUUUUCCAUUAUUUUUUUUCUUCCAAAUGUUUGUUGUUUCCUUUAUUUUGUCGGUUUGCUUUGUCAAUAACCACAAAAUAAACACGACACGGAAAUAAUUAAUUUCUCCUUUAGCCGUCGAAGGACACAAGUCAAGAUGUUUGACAGUCGGUAAUAACUGAUAAGAGAUCAGAAAAGCAAAAGAUCCGACAGUUUCCUUUAUGUCAGGGGACAGCAAGUAAUGGAAAUCUCGAACCUGCGACCGAUGUAAAUACUGAGUCAGGAGUAAAAUAAACGAAAUUUCCCACUGCUUUAUUUCAUCGCAGGGUUUCUCUAUUUUCACUCAUUUAUCCGCUGCGGAUACAGUCCUUUUUUUUCUGACACCUUUCAGUGCCACUGUCACUUCAAAAGACGAUUGCUUAACUCAAAGUAUCUUGUAGUGACCCAGAGCCUCGACUCACUGGAUUACGUAGUCGUAUAAUGACUCGUAGACAUCUCAAUACCAUGAUGCAAGUUGAAGGAAGAUAUUAACUAAAAUGGAUAAGAUUUAAUGCAUUUAACUACCGUUUAAACUGUAGACGCAUAAUGAAAGGGGUCAGGUCUUUUCCGCAAAUGUUAUACUCUGUCUAUAAGGAAUAUAUUGCGUUUGAAAAAAACCCGUCAAAAAAGUGGUGCGUGGAGUUGCAACAAAACUUUUGUAAAUAAGACUAAGUUUACUGCUCUUGUUGUUGUUUCAUAGUGUCCUUUAUUUUUUCUCUCCUGACUUGCUUGAAUCGAUUUGUUCGUCUAGAAAUCUUCGAGGCUGAUUUAUUGAAUGUCUUUGCCGUUUCAUGUAUUCUAU